AUGAGGUGUGUUAGCCUCUGUUGCUGGUGGUGCUGCAUUCCGGCCCUGGUGAUUGGCCAAAUAAAGACCGUAGUGGAAGAUGAAUAUCAAAACCAAUUUUUUGCAAUCAUCUCACAAGUGGACAGAUUGGGAAUAUUCAAGAACUUUAUCACAUACGCUGAUAAUAAGGAACAGGCAAACGAAUAUGGAACAUCCGUUUCGCUGCAGCAACGUCUAAUGGAAACCUUCGAGCGACCUGUUAUUGUGGCUGGUACCGAAAUUGGGCUGCUUCGAAAUAUCAUCAAUGAUCGAAAUCUAGCGAUAAUUUUUUUUAAUGGCAUGCAUGAUUCUACGCUGAGUACGGUGGAUGAAACCUUGAGAAGUCUGAAGACAAUUAUGACUAUAUUUGUGUACAAGUUGAAAAGGAAUCUAAUGCCCUCUCUUGGUCACUUGGAAGUCUUCUUUACCUGGUGCUGGAAUAGACAGUUUUACAAUAUUAUACUUCUUCAUAAGUACAAAAGCACGUUUGAAAUCUGGUCAUAUGAAAUGAAAAGAGAAAUGAAGAUAUACAGACUAACUAAUUUGACCGUAAGCCAAGAGGAACAACGGGCUCAUUAUAAGUUCGCUGAUAUGGGACAAUACCGAUCCGUAGUUGCCGUUUACCAGAAUUUGCCAGAUACAUUUUUUUACAAAAGCAAGGACGGCACUGUUGCCCUUGGCGGUCAUCUUGGUAUUCUGUUGGAUGAAUUCAUGCGCCAUGUCAACGGAACUAUGGACAUUAUGCCGUUGUCAUUUCGCAAUUAUACGAAUGCAAUCGCCAAAGGUCAUAAGGGAGGUCGAAUUGUUGAUAUUGGCGCGAAUCUGGUGACGGACUUGAGUUUUGCAUCGUAUAGUCCGAUAGUAUUGGCAACACGCACCUGCCUGAUCUUGCCCCAUAAUGUGUUUUCUAUACGGGAGUUUACGUUAACCUACAACGGUAACAAUUCAUUAAUUCUGUUCUUUGUAUUUUACACCAUCGUACAAGGUGUGAUUAAGCGAAUAGCAAAUCCACGCUUGCCAUUUGGUGUGCUGGUAUAUAGGAUUUUUCUGCUCGCCAUGGGACAAUCUGUAAGCAGCAGGUUAUUUCGCCGCAUGUCCUUGGCAGAUAAGUUUAUGAAUAUUUCAACGAGUAUCUAUAAUCUUUUGCUCAACAGCCUUUUGGUAAGCGCCUUGACGACGGCUUUUAUCGCAGGUUUUCCACGGCCUGAAAUUGUUGAUGCCGAAACAUUUUUGGCCAGUGGACUAACUAUCAUGGUUUUUCCCGAGCAGAUGGACAGUCUUUUCGAUGACAUACCAUCGGCUCUUAGUGAACGGCUUGUAGUUGUUGAUAAGGAGACAAGGGAUAAGCAUGUUCAAGCCCUGAACGACAGCUACGCCUAUGUGAUGCAAUCACACAAAUGGCUGCUAAUGGAGUUCAUCCAGCGGCGGCUGCUCCAGCCCAAACUGCAACUGGGCCCCAAUAAGUUGUGCGGCGUUCAGCGUUAUUUGAGGUUUCAUCUGCGUUUGGACCUAUCCUACGCAAGAGUUUUAAAAUACUUCGUGACACAAAUACGUGAAACGGGUCUGCCUAGAAAGCUGAUGCAACUGGGUCUGCGUAAGGCGCAGGAGACUGGAAUUAUUAGUGAGGCUCCUUACGAGCCGCCCAUCCGAUAUCCAUUGCCCAUAAAUUUCUUUGAGAAGGGCUUUAUAUUGUUCGCAUGUGGUAUAUCGACGAGUCUGGCGGUAUUUUUGCUUGAGUUGGUCUACUAUCGCUGGAACCAUAGUCGCAACAGUCUACGCAAUAUAAACAUAAGGUUUUAG
Molecule: messenger RNA, 1818 nt
Organism: Drosophila virilis
Lineage: Eukaryota; Metazoa; Arthropoda; Insecta; Diptera; Drosophilidae
Source: RefSeq, a predicted model, not a curated record